GUAACAAAACACAAACCAAGAUGAUCCUGGGUUGCGCAACUCGGAGGUACUGCAAGACUCGGUUUAUUGAGCUGUCCUACAACAAAGGAUAUUACAUAAGGAGACAGUACGAUUGCUGCAGAAGUGACGGCUGCACCCCUCCCGCUACAGAAAUGCCUCCAGUAAACACUACCAACAAUGGGAAACGCUGUCCGGUCUGCUAUUUAGACACAGGUAUCUGUUCAGUGAGGGCAAUGGAUUGUACUGGAUCUGCAACAUAUUGUUUUGAAGGUUUUAUUAAAGAUAAGUUGAGGAGACCCAUAAAAGGGUGCACCACAGAAUCUUCCUGUAAUAUACUAAAAACCUACAAGAAGCCACUUAUUAAUAAAUUCAGGAUCACGGAUGUAACCUGCUUCGAACCCAAGAUUGUUACCAGCUGUUCCUCUCGUGAAGUUUUCCUCCUGGCUCUUCUGCCAAUGAAGCUUUUCUUCUUUAGUGCCUAUUGAAGAAAAAAAAAACAUUUCUGACUAUCCACCAAGAGGCCAGUUAAGUUUGGCACUGCGUUUCCUUUCCCCAGUUUGGCUAUUUGGAGAUAUUUUGAUUUUUAUUUGAACAAGUCAAAGACCUGGGAGAUUGAAAGAAGACCUGACAUCGAUUUACGGUUCCAUCGAUGAAGUUGGACCUCGAGACUGCCCUAAAUGUUGACACAAGGCUCACAUCUUUUGAAUGGCAUGGGAGAUAUUUCAUUCUGGCCCUCCUUCCCCUUGUUUGAUCUCCUCCCCAGCGUAUCAAAUCUUUAGAUUGUGUGUCUCCGUUCUCCAGUCUUCCUGGCAUCUCAAUAGGGUGGUAGAAACUCAAGCUUUCAUUUCAAGGUUGAAGGUCCAAUUGUCACAGUAACCCAUCUAGAUGUCCUACUGAGUCACCUCUUCUCCCUAGUCAACUAAGUCCUCCAUUCAGGGUCUUUAACUGAGAAGCAGCAGAAGACACCAGCUUCUGGAUCCCAAGCUGCAUCUUCUGCUACAACGAAGACAAUAUUUUGAUCUCCCCUCCUCCCAAUCAACAACUGACUUUGACUCCUGCUCUUUCCCAUCAGUUUAAGA
Messenger RNA from Thamnophis sirtalis, 1079 nucleotides. The record is from RefSeq and is a predicted model, not a curated record. Lineage: Eukaryota; Metazoa; Chordata; Lepidosauria; Squamata; Natricidae.